Molecule: messenger RNA, 2368 nt
Organism: Chrysemys picta bellii (western painted turtle)
Lineage: Eukaryota; Metazoa; Chordata; Testudines; Emydidae
Source: RefSeq, a predicted model, not a curated record
AUUGAAUAUCUUUUUCUUUUUGUAAAUUUAACAGAAUCUACAAGCAGAUCCAGAAGAACUGUUUACAAAACUGGAGAAAAUUGGCAAGGGCUCUUUUGGUGAGGUUUUUAAAGGAAUUGACAAUCAAACUCAGAAAGUGGUUGCUAUAAAAAUUAUUGAUCUAGAGGAAGCGGAAGAUGAAAUAGAGGACAUACAACAAGAAAUCACAGUGCUGAGUCAGUGUGACAGUCCUUAUGUAACCAAAUAUUAUGGAUCUUAUUUAAAGGGACCUUUUGGCCAGCUUCGGGUAAGGAUUUGUGUUUAGAAGAGAACCUUUGGGCUCGUCUGUAUCUCCCUCCCCUCAAAGGGAUGGCAGCCCGAGGACACCUAACAUUCAUCCUGAUGCCAACAGACUUCAAAGGAGGAUACAAAAUUAUGGAUAAUAAUGGAAUACCUUGGUGGAGGCUCUGCUCUUGAUCUAUUAGAGCCUGGCUGUCUUGAUGAAAUCCAGAUUGCUACAAUAUUAAGAGAGAUACUUAAAGGACUCGAUUACUUGCAUUCAGAAAAGAAAAUCCACAGAGAUAUUAAGGCUGCCAAUGUUUUGCUAUCUGAACAAGGAGAGGUAAAAUUAGCAGACUUUGGAGUAGCAGGACAACUAACAGAUACACAGAUAAAGAGAAAUACUUUUGUGGGAACUCCAUUCUGGAUGGCACCUGAAGUAAUAAAACAGUCAGCAUAUGACUCAAAGGCAGAUAUCUGGUCAUUAGGCAUAACAGCCAUAGAACUUGCAAACGGAAAGCCACCGCAUUCAGCGUUGCAUCCGAUGAAGGUUUUAUUCCUCAUCCCAAAGAACAAUCCACCGACACUGGAAGGAAACUACAGUAAACCCCUCAAAGAAUUUGUUGAGGCCUGCUUGAACAAGGAGCCAAGCUUUAGACCAACAGCAAAGGAGCUCUUGAAACACAAAUUCAUAAUACGAAAUGCAAAGAAAACAUCCUACCUGGCAGAACUCAUUGAUAGGCACAAGAGGUGGAAGUCUGAACAGAGCCAGGAUGACUCCAGCUCUGAAGAAUCGGAUGCUGAAACCGAUGGCCAGGCCACAGGCGGUCGUGAGUCAGGGGACUGGAUCUUUACAAUCAGAGAAAAAGACCCCAAGAAUGUAGAGAAUGGAGCAGCCCAGCCACAGGAACUAGAAAGUAAUAAGGAAAAAGAUACCCCCAGGCGUCCUUUGUCUCAGUGUUUAUCUGCAAUUAUAUCUCCUUUAUUUGUGGAGUUGAAAGAGAAAAGUCAGGCAUAUGGUGACAACAUGGGGUCCAUAGAAGAACUGAGAGAAGCUAUUUAUUUAGCUGAGGAGGCUUGUCCAGGCAUUUCAGAUACAAUGGUGUCGCAGCUUGUACAGAGGCUUCAGAGAUAUUCACUAACUGGAGGAAGUACUUCGUCUCACUGAAGUAUUGGUUUUGAAUUUUUCAAAGUCAACAGGCCAUCCUGUGGUGUCUGCAUUGAGGAAGUGCUCUUUAAUGUUGAUCUACCGCUCAAUAAAUGGAGUGUUCUUCAGUGAAAGGACAUUCCUGAAUGUGCAACAGCAAAAAUGAAGUCUCUCAGAUGGGGUGUUGUUUUUCAGCUCCUUAAAGCUAUAGUUUUUUUUAACCAUAAUGCACAUAUUUAAGGGAGAAGUGUCUUUUUAUGACAUCUGCAAUGUAUAUUUACGUUUGUGAUAAGGACACUGAAGAUAUUGUGAAAUCUCAGGUAUUUUGCUUUAAGAUAACUCCUUUGGGAGAUAGAAAAGCGUUCUGUUGGAUUUGUGUACAGAUUUGUAUAUAGUGUCAUUUUUGUACUGAAACCCUUUAAACCUGUAUAAGGAGUCACUGUGUACAAAAUGACCAAAUCUUCUGUAGAUAAUGUUAGUGAGGUAAAUAUUUGACAGGCCAUAACUGAGUAUUGCGUUGCCUUUAUUACAUGUAAAAUUACAAUUAUGUGACAAGUGAUUUUGGUUUGAUUUUGUAUUUGACGGGUUCACCAUGAAAAGAUAGUAAAUGCCCUAUUAUGGAAAUCUCCUAUUUGUACCUCAGCGUAUCCAAAUUUCCUCAUUUGUCCUGCAUCCCUCUCUUUUUUACACUUGGAAGCUGGCUUUCUGAUUAUGGUACUACUUUUGGUUUAUUUAAAUUUAACACAUCUUGUCUCAUAUAAAGCUUUAAAUUGUUUAUUUUUUCCCUACAGAAUUUUUUCACUUUUACAUUUCAGUUUUAAAUUGUGCCCGUGUAGAUUCUGAAUCAUAUGUAUUGUCCAGGUUUAGUAAUAUAUACUUGUUGAAGCUUGUUGUGAAAUCUAAAUACCUUUUACAUCUAUACAUAUCUGAAUGCUUACAUAAAUAAAUUUUAUAACCUACAUA